Messenger RNA from Thunnus maccoyii (southern bluefin tuna), 7230 nucleotides. Its product is annotated as myoferlin-like. Lineage: Eukaryota; Metazoa; Chordata; Actinopteri; Scombriformes; Scombridae. Bases 347 to 6565 code for a protein of 2072 amino acids. Gene Ontology annotation, cellular component: membrane. The transcript is spliced from 55 exons. Gene Ontology annotation, biological process: membrane fusion; plasma membrane organization. The record is from RefSeq and is a predicted model, not a curated record.
AACAACAUUAACUUUGAUUGCUACAGUAAUUUUUAAAAACAUUUAUUUUACUUUAUGUUUAGUGCAUUUAAUGAAAAAUCACGGUUACCAUCAUCACCCUCCAGUCAGUCACUCGCAGGAUGGCAGCAGCAGCUCGCGAGUUUCCACUCAGAAUAAUUACACACCCGUGAUCCGCCCUCGAUUCCCCCCUUCUCCCAGCAAACUAGACCUAAGGAAAUAUCCCUCCUCAGCACUGCCCUGUCUGGUUCAGUGAUGGGGCGGUGAGGGUGAGGAUGCCAAAGCGCGACAGUCCAGUUCAAGCUUAUCGAUUUCACUGACUGUCUUUUUUUUCUUUGUGAUUAUCACCAUGUUGCGGGUUGUAGUUGAAUCGGCUAAAGGUUUGCCUAAAAAGAAGCUUGGAAGUCCUGAUCCAAUUGUAUCUGUGAUUUUUAAAGAUGAGAAGAAGAAAACAAAAUCGAUCGACAGUGAGUUGAAUCCUGUGUGGAAUGAGGUGCUUGAGUUUGAUCUGAAGGGAACUCCGCUGGACUCCAGCUCCUACCUAGAUGUGAUUGUGAAAGACUAUGAAACUAUUGGCAAAGAUAAAUUCCUUGGGUCAACCAAAAUCUCUUUGAGAGACCUUGCCUCUGGUCAAAUUAGAUCACUGCCGUCCAAAAAUGUUCCAUUGGUCAGUGAGAGUGGACAGAAUAUUGGAGCUACAAUCAACCUUGUAGUUGCCUAUGAUCCUCCAGCCAAUGCUGCACCAAACCCCAAUGACCCUCAAGCAGGAGAUGCCACAGUGGAUGCUGGUGGCGGUGGUGGUGACGGGGGAGAUGAGGCCGCAGUUGAUGGGAACCAAAGCGGCUCUCCAGGGGUCCCCUCGUCCUCUGGUCAGCCUGCUAAACUCCGCCAGCGGCUUGCCAGGGCGCAGAAUCGCCACCGACUAGUCGAUAAACCUCAGGACUUCCAGAUCCGUGUCCGGAUCAUCGAGGCCCGUCAGUUGCCUGGCAACAACAUCAAACCAGUGGUGAAGGUGAAUGUGUGUGGUCAGACUCACAGGACCAGGAUCAAGAGGGGAAACAACCCUUUCUUUGAUGAGAUAUUCUUCUACAAUGUCCACAUGCUACCAUCAGAAUUGUUUGAACAGAACAUCAGCUUUCGGGUGUAUAACUCCUAUUCAUUGAGGGCUGACAGUCUCAUGGGAGAAUUCAAGCUGGACGUUGGUUAUGUUUAUGACGAACCAGUCCACUGUGUCAUGAGGAAAUGGCUUCUCUUGAAUGACCCAGAUGACUCCAGCUCUGGGGCUAAAGGCUACCUCAAAGUCAGCCUCUUUGUAGUGGGGGCUGGGGACGAGCCUCCGGAGGAGAAAAGGGAGUCUAAUGAUGACCAGGAUGACAUAGAGAGCAACCUGCUGCUGCCAGCUGGUGUCACUCUGCGAUGGGCUACACUGUCGCUGAAGGUGUUCAGAGCUGAAGACAUUCCCCAGAUGGAUGAUGCAUUCGUCCAGACAAUGAAAGACUUUUUUGGAGGAGAGGGAAACAAGAAGAACCUAGUGGAUCCCUUCUUAGAAGCUCGUUUUGCUGGCAGAAAGCUGUGCACACAGAUCAUGGAGAAGAAUGCAAACCCUGAGUGGAACCAAGUGUUGAACCUCCAUGCCAAGUUCCCCUCUAUGUGUGAGCGUGUCAAAAUGACAGUCUUUGAUUGGGAUCGUUUGACUGGAAAUGAUGCUAUUGGCACCACGUACCUGAACCUGGCCAGGAUAGCUUCCUCUGGUGGAGAGAUAGAAGAGGAACAUGCUGGAAAUGGGGAAAUACCGUCAUAUGAAGCGAACACAGGAGAGUCUGAAGUGGGUUUCCUGCCCGUCUUUGGGCCCAGCUAUAUCAACCUGUAUGGCAGCCCCAGAGAGUUCACCGGCCUGCCAGAUCCCUAUGAAGAUCUCAAUUAUGGAAAGGGAGAAGGAGUGGCCUACAGGGGCAGGAUCCUGGUCGAGAUAUCCACUAAGCUAGAGGGGAAAGUGGACAAAACCGUAGACACCAUCCACAGUGAUGACAUCCUGGUGGCGCAGAAGUACCAGAGGAGGAGGAAGUACUGUCUGUGUGCGGUCUUCCACAGCGCCACCAUGAUACAAGAACCUGGAGAACCAAUACAGUUUGAAGUCAGCAUCGGUAACUACGGUAACAAACUGGACACCACCUGCAAACCACUGGCUUCCACCACUCAGUAUAGCUGUGCUGUAUUUGAUGGUAACCACUAUUACUACCUUCCCUGGGCGGGUACCAAGCCGGUGGUUGUGGUUACCUCAUUCUGGGAGGAUAUCAGCCACCGUCUGGACACUGUCAACAUCAUCCUCUACAUUACUCACCGCCUGCAAUCCAACCUGGAGGCAUUUAAAACUGCUAUUUCAGCUAAAGUGUCUGACAACCAACUUGUAGAGGUGUGGCUGAAGUUGCUCAAUCAGCUGAUUGAAGACUUAGAAAGUUUCCCAACACCUGAGCUGGAGGGCCGAUCCAACCUGACAUCUCUGGACAUCCAGUUAAAGAAGCUGCGAGACAGUGCCUUGACCACCAUCAAGGAAGGAGCCAGACGCAUGAGAGAGGAGGCCAGAGAGAUCAGAGACACUCUAGCUGACAUAGAAGCCUGGGCGGACAAACUUAAACUGCUGGCUGAGGAGCCUCAGAACAGCAUGCCUGACGUGAUCAUCUGGAUGUUGCGGGGUGAGAAGAGGGUGGCCUACAGUCGCAUCCCUGCUCACCAAAUCCUGUACUCCACAUACAGUGAGCAGGCUUGUGGACAAGACUGUGGCAAGACACAGACUGUCUUUUUACAGUACCCCAUGGACAAGAACAAGGGCUUGAAGGUGCCAAUUAAGAUUAGAGUGAACAUGUGGCUGGGUUUGUCUGCACAUGAGAAGAAGUUCAACUCUUUUUCGGAGGGAACCUUCAGCGUGUUUGCUGAGCUGUAUGAGAACCAGGCCAAGGUAUUUGGGAAGUGGGGAACCACAGGACUGGUGGGACGCCACAAAUUCUCAGAUGUAACAGGCAAACUGAAGCUGAAACAAGAGUACUUCAUGCCCCCCAGAGGAUGGGAGUGGGAGGACGAAUGGUUCAUUGACCCAGAGAAGGCUCUGUUGACAGAGGCAGAUGCAGGACACACUGAAUUCAUGGAUGAGGUGUUCCAAAAUGAGACUCGCUUCCCUGGUGGAGAGUGGAAGGCUGCCUCUGAGCCCUUCACCGAUGUGAAUGGAGAAAAGAGCUGCAACCCUGGAGAGUUUGAUUGUCCUCCAGGUUGGAUUUGGGAGGACGAGUGGGCUGUUGAUGUCAACAGAGCCGUGGAUGAUCAAGGCUGGGAGUACGGGGUGACCAUUCCUCCAGAUGACAAGCCUCGGUCCUGGGUCCCUGCAGAGAAAGUGUACCAUGUCCACCGCAGGAGAAGGCUGGUCCGACCUCGCAAGAGGGCUGCACUCCCUGCAGGAGCAGCUAUGGAGAGACGAGACCAAGGAGACCCAGAGGGCUGGGAAUUCUCUUCACUGAUUGGCUGGAAGUUCCACAGGAAGGAGCGUUCCUCAGAUACGUUUCGUCGAAGGCGCUGGAGGCGGAAGAUGGCACCAGAGGACCGCCUUGGAUCUGCCAUCUUCCAACUGGAAGGGGCGUUGGGUGUUGAUACAGAGGAGAGAGGCUCCAAGGCCGACGCCACAAAAUUGUUUGGUGCUAACACGCCCACUGUGUCCUGCUUCUUUGACAGGUCAUAUAUGUACCAUCUGCGUGUCUAUGUCUAUCAAGCAAGAAACUUGACAUCUUUGGACAAAGACAGUUUUUCUGAUCCAUAUGCACACGUGUCCUUCCUGCAUGUUAGUAAGACAACAGAGAAGCUGCAAGCAACGCUGAACCCAACCUGGGACCAAACUCUGAUUUUCAAUGAUGUGGAGAUUCAUGGAGAUCCACAGACUUUGGCUCAUCGCCCCCCUGAUGUUGUACUGGAGUUCUACGACUAUGACCAAGUGGGGAAGGAUGAGCUGCUGGGCCGCAGUGUUUGUGCCCCACUGGUGAAGUUGAAUCCAGAAAUAGAUCAGACACCCAAACUGCUUUGGCACCCCAUCAUCCAGAAGGGGCGUCAGGCAGGAGAGGCACUUGUGGCUGCUGAACUCAUCCUUAAAGACAAGUCAGGUGAGUCAGAUCUUCCCCUGGUUCCCCCAAAGAGAGCAGAGAACCUCUACAUGGUUCCCCAGGGCAUCCGGCCUGUUGUGCAGCUCACAGCAAUAGAGAUUCUAGCGUGGGGCCUGAGGAACAUGAAGUCAUACCAGCUGGCCACAGUGUCCUCACCCAGCCUGGUGGUGGAGUGUGGAGGACAGAGGGUGGAGUCAGCCGUCAUCAAGAACAUUAAAAAGAGCCCCAACUUCCCCGGCUCUGUCCUCUUCAUCAAAGUGCUCCUUCCAAAGGAUGAAAUGUACACACCUCCCAUUGUGCUGAAGGUGAUCGACCACCGUCCAUUUGGCAGGAAGCCCGUGGUGGGUCAGUGCACCAUCACGUCUCUGGAGCAGUUCAGAUGCGACCCCUACGUCAUCACUGCAGAGGGAGCCAUGUCUUCCAAAAUGGCUCUCAUGAGGGCAUCUCCUGCCAAACAUGUUGCUAUCAACAUGGAAGAAAACAGACCACUGCUAGAAGCUCAGUUCAUGUACAGCAUGUCAGCUGCUGUCAACAAAAUGGCUUCCCCCCCCUCCCACUUUCAUAUAGAGAAGGAAAAAGAGACAGUUGAUUGGUGGAGUAAAUUUUACGCAUCAACUGGAGAGCAGGAGAAAUGCGGCCCUUACCUCAAGAAAGGAUAUGACACCCUCAAAGUGUAUGAGUGUGAACUGGAGGAUGUCCCAGAAUUCAAAGGGCUGACUGAUUUCUGCAACACCUUCAAACUGCAGCGAGGCAAGAAUGAAAACGGGGAUGACGACCCCUCUGUUGUUGGAGAGUUCAAGGGUUCAUUCAAAGUGUACCCUCUGUCAGAUGACCCAGGUGUUGCUCCUCCUCCCCGUCAAUUCAGAGAGCUGCCAGAAAGCGGGCCUCAGGAGUGUCUGGUCAGGGUUUACAUAGUCAGGGCCAUAGACCUGCAACCCAAAGACAAUAACGGAAGAUGUGAUCCAUACAUGAAAAUAUCACUGGGAAAGAACAGGAUUGAAGACAGAGACCAUUAUUUGCCCAACACCACCAGCCCUGUGUUUGGAAGGAUGUUUGAGAUGACGUGUUUCCUGCCCCAGGACAAGGACUUGAAAAUCUCUGUGUAUGACUAUGAUCUCCUGACCCGCGAUGAGAAAGUUGGUGAGACGGUGAUUGACCUGGAGAACCGCUUCCUGUCCCGGUAUAAUGCCUACUGUGGCCUGCCGCAAAGCUACUGCAUUUCUGGUAUCAACCAGUGGCGUGACCAGAUGAAGCCGUCUGAGAUCCUGGAGAACCUGGCUCGUCUAAAAGGCCUGUCCAAACCCAGGACUGAAGACAAUGGCACAUCACUAACCUUCAAUGGAAAAGAUUACACGCUGGCUCAGUUUGAGGACAACAAGGAAAUUCAUCAGCACUUGGGUCCAGCCAGAGAACGACUCUGUCUGCACGUGCUCAGAACACAGGGACUUGUCCCUGAACAUGUGGAGACCAGGACCCUCUACAGCACCUUCCAGCCAAAUCUCUCUCAGGGAAAGCUUCAGAUGUGGGUGGAUGUUUUCCCCAAAAGCAUCGGCCUGCCUGGAGGUCCUUUUGACAUCACACCACGCAAGCCUAAGAAGUAUUUCCUGCGUGUUGUCAUCUGGAACACCACAGAUGUGACUCUGGAUGAGACCAGCAUCACUGGAGAACACAUGAGUGACAUCUACGUCAAAGGCUGGAUGCCAGGCAUGGAGGAGGACAAGCAGAAGACUGAUGUUCAUUACAGGUCUCUGGACGGAGACGGCAACUUUAAUUGGAGGUUUGUCUUUGACUUCGACUUCCUGCCAGCGGAGCAACUUUGCCUUGUGUCCAAGAAGGAGAACUUUUGGAGUCUUGACAAAACCGAGUUCAGGAUUCCCCCCAAGCUGAUUGUUCAGAUAUGGGAUAACGACAAAUUCUCACUGGAUGAUUACCUUGGUACACUGGAGCUGGAUUUGCGUAACCUGAUUCCUCCUGCAAAGACCCCAGAGAAGUGUUCUCUGAAGAUGAUGGAUGUUCUGGAAAUGGAAGUUCCACACAAGAUGGAGAAUGCCAAGUCUCUGUUUGCUCAACAGUCAGUCAGAGGCUGGUGGCCCUGUUCCAUCGAACAGGAUGGGAAGAAGGCCCUAGGUGGCAAAGUGGAGAUGACAUUGGAGAUUGUCAGUGAAGCAGAUUCAGAUGAGAAACCGGCAGGAAGAGGCAGGGACGAACCCAACAUGAACCCAAAACUGGACCCUCCGAAGCGCCCAGAAACAUCUUUCUUUUGGUUCACCAACCCCUGUAAGACCAUGAAGUUCAUUGUGUGGCGAAGGUUCAGGUGCCUCUUCAUCGGACUCAUCAUUCUCUUCAUAGUGCUUCUCUUCCUCGCCAUCCUGUUGUACUCUUUACCGAACUACAUCUCCAUGAAGAUAGUGAAUCCACUAAGAUAACGCCACAGUGGAGGAAAUGGUGGUUAAAAUGUCGACGAGAUCACAAUAACUGGGCACAACUACUGCUAAACCAUCAAUAUCUUUUUUACUGCAUAUAGUGUUUUAUAAAAGGUCUAACUAAAUGGGAAGGGGUGCUUGCACAUUUGCACUAUAUCAACAUAUCUUAUCAUGAUCACAAACUGUGACAGACUUGUGAGCAAUACAUUGGAGAACAGGACGUCUAUCUGACUGACUGCUUAUCACACACACACUGAGUGGUCAGAAAAUAGAAACUGUACACUGUAAUGAAAUCCAGUAUGUAACACUCACAUUUUUUUUUGUUUGCUGACACUGUAUGAAAGGUGUUGAUUGAACUUUAUGGGGAUUUUCAAGCUGUUGUUAGUGCACAUUAUUGUAAGGGGUUUCUGUAUAAGCAUACUUUAUAUAAAUGAGGUGACAAACAACAAUCAAUGAUGAUAGGUUUCACCAAGGUAGUAUUUAUUGCAGGACAGUUGUAUUUGAUUUCAUUACAGUGUAUGUAAGUUUCUAUUUUUCUGGUCACUCAAAGUAAUCCUGCCAAAUACCAGUAAAGAAAGAUUUAUUACCAACAGUCAUGUCAAGUGUGUCUGUCUUUUGUAUAUUACAAUUUAACAUUUUAUAUUUUAAAUUAAAUAUAAUAAACUUCA